This is a messenger RNA of Plectropomus leopardus (leopard coralgrouper), 948 nucleotides long. NCBI's taxonomy places the organism in Eukaryota, Metazoa, Chordata, Actinopteri, Perciformes, Serranidae. The record is from RefSeq and is a predicted model, not a curated record.
AUGGCAUCAGGUGGUGUGAAGACUGACAUGGAGCGUCUGGGAGUCUUUAAAGAGAUGAGCUACAUUUCUGUCGGAGACAAGUACAAUCCAUCCUCCAACCGUCCCUUCAAUGAGUCAGCCUAUCGUAACCGGCAGAUGCAGGCAGGAGUGGCCAAACAACGAUGUGCUCUGCAGAACGGAUUUUUUGAAAAGUCCUUCAAACGGGUAUUUGAGCGUGAAGCACUGAAUGACCCGCUGCGACUGGCCCGACAGAGCCGCAUCCAACAGGCCAAAAAGAACCUGGGCAAGGCCUUUCUGCCCUGUAACGGGGUCAAGAAGCCCUGUGGUUCAGGUAGUUACUAUGGGACUCUGUCCGGACCGGUUGAAGCCAUGAGUCCACAGUCAGUCCCCCGGAAAGCCCAACGUGCUCCUGGACGCAACAUCGUCACUUCACCUCCCAAGAAAGGCAGUGGUUACAGCUAUCCCAAUGUGACACUGUCCAAAAUUGAGCUGUAUGCCUCGGACCCUUACAACAGAGCCAAAGAAGCACUGAAGAAAGAGGCAGUAAUCCAUCGCUCCAAGGUCAGAGAUGGUCCCUUCAAACUCAACCUUCAUCCCAGAGAUUAUUUCCAAGGCAAUCCAUACCGCAGUGACAAGCCACUCCCACCAGCAAACAAGCCCCUCCCAGCUACACAGAAGGUCUCUGUAGUCCCCUUUAAACCAACGUCCCCCAGCAAAAAGAUUGGAGGAAUGAAAGCGGGAACAUUUGACGCUUAUCCCUCACACUCUGCUGAUCCAUAUGUCGUUCGCCGUUCCAAAUCGACCAGUCACGAGCCGAUCUUCCGUCCAGCUCCUGGUCCUAAGAGCAUACCUGUCAAGAGUAUCAUCACAGUCAAUGUUAACAGGAGUGUUCACUCUGCAAACUACACCUCAACCAUUCCAACUGUGAUGACCCUCUGACUCCAUUAC